AUGUCAUCAAGCCUUCUUUUGCCUCUGAUUGAACCUGUCUCCUCGGUGCCUCUAGCAGGAGGACCCACAGGUGCCUAUGUGGAAGUGACAGGUAGGACUGCCACGUGGCAUGGGCCAGCUCAGGACAUCGCAGCAGCCAAUCAGAGCCCUGAAAGCAGCACUGCCCGGGCUGAUGAUAGAGCUGACGGUGGGCCAAUUCGUCUGUUUGUGACGUAUGCUGUGAGCGCGUGGGUGCGUUUGGGGAGAGACAGACGGCACAAAGAGCACGGGCGGGGAGAACAGAAAAUCCUCCCCCUCUUUGCAAGAAAGGAAAAAAAAGCAGAGGAAGGAGGGGCAGAAGAAACGGAGGCAGCAGAGGCAGAAGGAGUGGAGGAAAGGGUGAAAUCACAUGCAGUGAACAUCGCACUAGGGGUGGAUGGGGGAUGGGUAAAUGCUGGUUCGGUAGAAGCUUCCGGGAAGGAGUGGGUGCGGUGCUGGGGGUCGUUUCGCCUAGAGAAGCCGUACAGGCAAGCAGUGCUGUACGUGCAGGGCCCGCCGCCAGGUGUCAGCAUUCAAUUGGCCGAUGUGCACGUGGUGCCUGUGGAGUGGCGGGAGAGGGUGCCAUGGCUGCGCGAGCAAGCAGACAGGCUCCGCAAGGGAUCACUGCGUCUCCGCCUCCUCUCCGCCGCCGGCCAGCUAAUCCCGUGCGCCCACGUGUCAGCCAAUCAGACGCGCCGUGCCUUCCCCCUGGGUACCUGUGUGAACUCGAGGGACCUGCUGGGGAACCCACGCUACCAGUCCUUCUUCCUUUCCCGAUCCCAGGGAGGGAGAAUGGGAAACGAAAAGGAUCCACAGAUUUUUCGUGAGGGAAAGGGAAGCAGGUUGAGUGGGAGUGGGAGUGGGGCGUGGUUCAGCUGGGGCGUGUGUGAGAACGAGCUCAAGUGGACGAGUGUGGAGGCGAGGCGAGGCGAGGAGGACUGGAGGGACGCUGAUGCCAUGGUGACGUGGAUGCAGGAGCAUGGAGUGGCAAUGAGAGCACACUGUCUCUUCUGGGACAACAUGCGCCCGCCUUGGGUGGACAAACUCUCACUCGCGGACCUCAAAGAUGCUAUUGACAGCAGAGUCACGUCCUUCCUCACCCACUACCUCAACUGUUUUUCCACAUGGAUGUCAACAACGAGAUGCUUCACGGGGAUUGUUCUCCUCUCGCUGUGGCCAAGCUACUCUUCUCUCACCUACCUUCCCCAUCCCACCCCUCCCCCCUACACAGAAGCUAUUGACAACAGAAUCACAUCCCUCCUCUCUCGCUACCCCAACUGUUUCUCUCACAUGGAUGUCAACAACGAGAUGCUUCACGGGGGAUUCUUCUCCUCCCGCUGCGGCCCAUCCAUCAUUCCCCGCAUGUUCCAGUUCGCCGCCCAAAUCGCGCCCUCCCUCGUCCUUUUCCUCAACGAGUACCACAUAGAGGACGGCGAAGAUGAAAAGAGCCGCCCGGAAAAGUACGCGCAGUUCGCCCGCCAGCUCAUCGCCAGCGGGGCGCCAGUUGGCGGGCUCGGCACGCAGUGCCACAUCAGCGCGCCAGUUGGUGCCCACAUGCGGCAUGCAUGGAACAUCCUGGCAGAUGUAGGGCUACCAGUUUGGGUUACAGAGCUAGAUGUGAGCUCUGUAGACGAAAAAGUGAGGGCAGAUGAUUUGGAGAUUUGUCUAAGAGAGGCGUUUGGGCAUGGGGGAGUAGAAGGGGUGGUGCUAUGGGGUUUUUGGGAAGGUUCCGGCCUGGAUCGACCGUCCAUGUCGAGGAAAAAUGCACACUUGGUGCGUUCUGAUUGGUCGUUGACGGAGGCGGGGGAGAGGCUGGAAAGGUUGUUAGAGGAAUGGACGACAAGGGGUGUGGUGGGGAGGACGGAUGAGGAGGGGUGGUUUGUGGUUGAGGGGUUUGCAGGGGAGUACGAAGUGGUGGUGAGAGAUAGAGGGAAGGAGUGGAGGACCAUUGUGGAGUGCUUGUCGCCAGGCACCACCACCCGCCAUUCCGCGCAGUUUUUUUUCGCCUUCACCCCCCCGUACCCUCCGCCACUCGGCGCGCCAUCCUUCCGCGCCACCUCGUCGCCGCCCACCCCGCCCGCUUCGCCCACCGCGCCUCCUCAUCGCCCCGGUCCGACGGCGCGGCUGCGCGCCGAGCUGCGCACACAGCUGCAUGCGCGCAUAGCUGCGCGCGUGCCGCUCAUCGUCGUCGGGCGGAGGCUCCGACUCCCCGUCGUCCAUUCCUCCCCUCGCUCCCCGCCCCCCUCUCUUACGAUUAUUCCAGUGCUAGCAGGCUUCCCCACCGCCCCCAUCAACGUGCACCUCGGGAUCUCCCGGUACCCCGCACCCCGCCCCUCCUCCCGUCCCUCAUUUCCCUCCACAAUCCCCCUCCUCCCCCUUUCCCCCCUCUUCUCCCUCAUCCCCCCUCUCCCCCAGAUCCCCCAUCAACUCGCACCUCAGGAGCGCCUUCCCCCACAACCCCACGCUCAUUCCUUCCCCUCCACUCUCCACCCGUCACUCCCCCCUCCCCCCACGUCCCCCAUGAACCCGCACUGGGGGAUCUCCAUUCCCCUUACCCCUUCAAUCAUCUCCAUUCCCCUUACCCCUUCAAUCAUCUCCAUUCCCCUUACCCCUUCAAUCAUUUCCUUUCCACCCCUUCCCCCUAUCGCCCCUAGCUGUUUUGUGUUGGCAGGCUUUCCCACCUCCCCCAUCAACCCGCACCUCGGGAUCUCCGCGUCGGGAUCGGUGCCGCCCGGUGCCGCCCUCCUGCUGUGUGAUGACGUGGCAGCAGAAGGAAGCUUCCUGCUGCUGCACCUCCUCAAGUCGCACCUGCUGCUGCCGCCCCCAGAAGGGGGAGGGGGGAGGGAGAGGCGGGGGGAGGAGCAGGGGGACGGAGGUUGCAGGGGAGGUGGGGAGGGGUGUGUGAGAACGGGAGUUCACUUCCCCGACCUCUGCAGGCAGCAUCGCCUGGCCAUCAUUGACGGCCAAUCACAGGCCUACACGUGGCAGCCUGGUGGCUUAGAUCAUGCACGAGUGUGUCAGCAGCAAAAGGAAAUGCCACAUCAACAGGAGCAGCAGCAGCAGCAGCAGCAGCAGCAGCAGCAGCAGCAGCAGGCAGGAGUGUACCAUUUCUCUCCUCCCUCUUACCCGCCCUCUCAUGCACCCCCCACCAACAACCCGCCUCACUCUGCCAACCCCCUUCGCGCCCUCUACUCCUCCAUCUGCUCUGCUGUCACCUCCCUUGGCUGCCCCCUCCACUCCUCCCAACCACCCCAUACCCCUUCCCACCCUGCUGAACCCCUUUCUCACCCUGAUCUCACUGCACUGACUCAACCUGCUGCUGAUGCUGCUUGUUCUGGUGCUGGAGCUGCCACGUCACCAUCUGGGGCUGCUGACGUGGCACCCGCAGCUCGGUGUGGCGGCCAGCUGUGCAUCGUGAUUGAUGAUGUGUCGUUGCUGGAGACGUGCGCGGGCGGCGAUUCUCGGCUGGUUAUGGACUUUCUGUCCGCAUGCCGUGGCCUAUGCACUAAGCACCAUAGAGCCUCCCUUGUGCUGCUCACUCAUGCAGCUGUCCACCCAACCACCUUCACCUACGCUGCAACCCCACCACCGCCACUCCCCACCCUUUCCUCCUCCUCCACUUCCUCCCCGAUCGCCUCUCCACCCCUCCUGCCCUGGCUGCUCCAUCUCUCUGACGUGCUCGUGCUGCUGAGACCACUUACAUCAGGCCAUGCAUCGGACAUCCAUGGGCAGACAGAUAUCGUGUAUCUCACUCCCACGCUGCUGCACGGCCCAUCACAUGGGAACGACGCAUCCUCCCCCUCACUCCCCAUGUUCCUUUCCCCCUCACUCCCCAUGUUCCUUUCCCCCUCACUCCCCAUGUUCCUUUCCCCCUCACUCCCCAUGUUUCUUUCCCCCUCACCCCCAUGUUCGUUUCCCCCUCACUCCCCAUGUUCCUUUCCCCCUCACCCCCAUGUUUCUUUCCCUUUCCCUGUCAUGUUUCUUCCCAUGCCACACCGGGCGGACAAUGUUCAUCUCACACCCACACUGCUGCACGGCCCAUCCCACAGGGAUGGUGGUUGA
This is a messenger RNA of Closterium sp. NIES-65, 4080 nucleotides long. NCBI's taxonomy places the organism in Eukaryota, Viridiplantae, Streptophyta, Zygnematophyceae, Desmidiales, Closteriaceae. The record is from the annotation of a GenBank genome assembly.